AUGAAAAGUAAAAGUCACCGCAAUGAUGGUUCUGCUAUGCGAGAUAUAAUUAGCCCGCCUAAUGGCUUCAGAGGAACACUAGAACGAAAAGGCAUCACUCCAAAAAACCACGAAAAAGACAAUAAAAAUCUUAUUAAAGAAAUUCAAAAAAUCUUAAAAACCCAGCCUACAAUCGAGCCUCCCAAAAAUCUAACUGCUAAUAAAUUCGAAAACGUCCAAUCAAAAGUUACCACAAGAGGAGAAACUCCAAAAAUUGACCAAGUCAAAAGCCUAGACUAUAUAAAAACCAACAUUCAGCGGAUUCCUACAAUAAAAGGCAAAAAAUUUGAGCCAAUCCCCAACAUUGAUUUUCGGACAAUUUAUGUAGACCACUGUAAAACUCCAGAAUAUAUAGGAACAAUAAAAGAAGAACUUAAAACCACAAAAGCACAAGCGUAAGAAUUUAUUUAGAGACUAUGAGCUAUCAAAAUUAACGUGGCCAAAAGGAACAAUUUUGGUACCUGAAAAUGAUAGACAAGCUCAUCUCCAAGAAUUAUAUGAGAAAAGAGAUAGCUUUUUGGCUUUAUUGAAUAGACUGCCGUUUACAUCAAAUACUGAAGCAGUUAGAAUGAAGAAAGGGAAGAUAGAAGAGAAACUUAAAGAAGUUGAAAGAGAAAUAUCGACUUAUUCUUUACCAAAAGUAUUUAUAAUGAUUUAUAUUAUAAUCGACGAGAAGCAUAUAUUAUAAAUAAUUUAUAUAAUUUAAUAAUUUUAAGCAUAUUCCCAAACAAUAA
Messenger RNA from Blepharisma stoltei, 773 nucleotides. NCBI's taxonomy places the organism in Eukaryota, Ciliophora, Heterotrichea, Heterotrichida, Blepharismidae. The record is from the annotation of a GenBank genome assembly.